ACCCCUUGACUUAUCGACUCCAUGACUCGCGUUGACAGCUGACCCAGACCAAAACAAUAAAAUAAUAAAUAAUAAAUAAAAUAAAAUUGGGAGUAUUUAUCAACCGCCGCGGGGACUCUUAAAGGGAUGAUCGAGGGCUGUGAAUGAGUACACUUGUGCUGCCAUGGGAGACGAACCACCCCCACUGCCACCCAAGAUGAGGUCUUCGACAGGUGUGCGCUACACGGAGCAGGACAUGGCCAAGGCUUUGGAGGAGGAAAACAAGGAGUAUGAGAGAAUUAGAAGGGAGCUUGGGCGCUCUCACUCUCAGAGGCAGGCUCCACUGAGGGAGAAUGGACUCCAUGAUGCACCGAGGUCUCAGACUCCUACAGAAAGGCACAGUAGACCAGUAGAAGUUAAGCCAAGGCCUCGACCAGGUAACAAGCCAGCCCAACCUACACCUAAGCCACGCACUAUUAGCCUCACUCAAAACACCCCUAAAGCACCUGUCAAGUCAAGAUCUGCCUCGCAUUCCGUGUACAGCCAUUCACUCAUUGCUGCAGAAUCGGUUUCUGUUAGUAACAGUAAUGCCUCCCCAACCAGCACAAUUGCAGAAAGUGGUAAUGAUCAGCAAGACUUGAUAUCCUUUAAUAGCCCUGAGAAACCAAAGAACGACAUCCUGGAGUAUCUCCAUACUGUUAAUGCAAACCAGAAGUCAGUGGUACCUGUGUCUACUUCUCAGGGAACGUACAGAGUGCACAGUAUAAGUAGACAAUCAUACAGUUCUCACCAUUCAUCUUCUGUGGGACCAACAGCAAGUCUAACAACAUAUCAAGGUGCCAUGACCCCAAUGUUUUCUGGCUCUCAGUGUCAAGCAAUCACUCAAAAUGGAACUUCAUAUCCCAACUAUAGCCAUAGUUCCACAGGAACCUCAUACAGACCAACGUUACCCACAGUGCAACCUACAACUAGUAACCUUAUCCUCAACUACCCCAGUAGCCUUGGACAGUUAGUACCAGUGAUGCCACCCUUGCCCCAAAGAUGCCCAGUGGUUGACCUUCACAAUGUAGGAAAUAUGUUUAGUCAGCUGACAAUACCUAAGGGUGCAAAAGGUUCCCCAGUGGGGACGCCAACCACUGCUGGGUUAACAAUACCAGACCCAGCAAUAAGUGCCUCCACUGCUGGAAGAAUUGUCAGUGCAUCCAACAGUGAUGAUCUCAUUGACUUGGGGAAGGGGGGGAGUUUAACGGAUAGUGUAGAUGCCUUAGAAACAAAAACCAGUGUCUUAGAUGUGUUCGAUCCCAUUAUGCUUAAAGCCAAAGAAGAGUUGAGGAGAAAAAACACUUCUGCUUCCAAUAGUGUAAGUAGUAAAGAGCACCACACCGAUCCAUCUUGCGUUCCCAUCAGUGACGAGGCCCAGGAACUACUCCGUUACAAGUGCUCCAAAAAGCUUAAUGAUGAUGAGAUGAGCUACUAUGAGCAAGUGGACCCCUUUGAAUACAUGCACCCUGGGGCAAGCAGCACGAGGUCUGAUCCUGUCUAUGACAUUUACUAUGGCCUUGUCAGUCCUGGUGCCGUAGGGGGAGAAACAUUCGACAUCCCUCCACCUCUUCCACCACGCUCAUCCGUCAAGGAGCCUGAGGUGGAGCUGAGGAAGAGUGUGCGCAGUCCUCGUGCAGAGAAAAAGUUCAUGGAAAAGAAACGAUCUGGUGUUGUACUGGAUGGGAAAUCAAGCACGCGCCAGAUUCGCCUCCUCAAGAUUCCUGCCCUCAGUGCUGAUGAUGAAGCCAGAGCUUUUUGGGACUGCAUCAAGAAGCGCAGAGGGGAGUACACUUGGGAUGACCAUAUUGGCAACCCAGGGCUCCUGCACAGUGCGUGUCUCGAGGGAACGGUGGAUCCCGGGCUGAGUGUUAAAUUGUCGGUGUACUAUAAGGAGAGGGAACCCUUAGCCUUCACAUGUAAUUUGGAUUCAAGUGUAGAGCACGUUGUGAUGCAUACAGUGUGUACACUUGAGUUGCCAGGAGAAUCGGCAGACUAUAUGCUGAAGGUCCGAGGGGUGGAUGACUACUUAUCAGGGGAGACUGUCCUUGGAGAAUAUGAAUAUGUACAUAACUGUAUAAAGUAUGACCAAGAUGUGGCCUUCACCCUUAUGCAUGCUGACUCGGUCAGACACUCUUACCAACGCACCCAAGAGGAUGACAUCGCUGUGUUAGAUGUACGAGUUGAGGACUUAAUGUCUGCAGGAUCUGGGGAGGUAGUGCACCAUGAGUCCCUGAUCAUUGUUGUGGAAACCUUCGAGACAGAACUCACACGGCUCCAGAAUUCGGGAUUCCUCUUGGUGGAUGGAAUGCCACUGCAGGACCUGCCAUCUCCCAUGAGGUCUCGUAGGCUACGACAGGUGGUGAAACAGAUGUGUGCUAUCUUGGGAAACCUAGAGACAACAGAAGUGUCUGAAUCCAUAAAUAACUUGGUAUCUACUUGUAGAAUCAUCCAACAGAGUCAGCCCAGAGGCACCAUGGAGCUCCAGAAAGGCAUCUUGGACGGAGAGGAGGACAUCCCUGGGCAGCGCAUCCUGUCUACAGGUUCACAUGACUCCACCAAUCCAGAAGACCUGAAGCAUCUCUUGUUGGAUGCACUUAGUCGAUUAGCUGGUGCUGUUAAUAAUUUUCUGGUCAUGUACGCCAAAGCAUUUAGGGUGGACUUCACUGUGGAUCGCACGGUAGAUGCUACAAAAGCAUUUUCCUUACACAACAUCUUCUCGUUGAGCAGGAAGUUAACUCAGGGGUCACACCUCCUGACCUUGUGGCCCAUGGUGAGUGACAAGCGUCUUGGGCCGGCUCCCUAUUCCUCCGACCACCCUAGGGUUCACGGAUGCCCUGUCCUAUCGGUUGAACUGAAGGACUUCGGUGGCGAAGUUUACUUCCCUAGAGUAGAAAUUCCGCCCCCAACUAAGCUUGAGUUUUCAUCCCUAGAUCUUAAUACUCAGCAGCAACUCUCUGAUAUCAUUGAGAGAGACAUAUUUAUCUUUAACAAAGGUUCAGUGGAGGAGCGCGAAAUUCUUUGGGAAAAGAGGCACUACCUUCAUGAGGAACCUGCUGCUCUAGCAAAGGUACUCCUGGCAGCACACUCAUGGGAUGUCUCAUGCCUGCCAGAUCUUCACUCUCUUGUGAGGAAUUGGGCAUCUCCUGCACCUGCGGAUGCCCUACAUCUUCUUUUGCCAUGUUUUGCUGACAGCGUGGUAAGGGGGUGUGCAGUGGGAUGGAUCAGAGGUCUAGGAUCCGAUGAACUCAUAAGCUUCCUGCCACAGUUGGUUCAGGCUGUGAAGCAUGAAGCAUGGGACAUUUCACCAACAGCAGAACUACUGUUAGAGCGAGCACUAACAUCACCCAGGCUUGCACAUCAUCUGUAUUGGUUACUCAACCAGUGCCUUCCUCUUCAGACCAAUAUGGGUGGUGAACGCGAAUUGGUGAGUGAUGCCAGAUAUCGCCGGAGGCUCAAUCUUGUCACCCGUGCUCUGAUGGCCAUCUGUGGAAAGAACUUGGAAAACAGACUUCUCACACAAGAGGCCAUACUAAGAAGUCUUUAUGCCACAGCUAUGAACAUCAAAGACACAAAGGAUUCACAGAGAAUGCAUGUCCUCGGCAGAGACCUGGAAAAUAUCCACUACAAUUUGACGGAAAAUCCUACAUCACUGCCACUGUCCCCAUCACUGGAAGUUGCUGGAGUGGAUCUCAAGAACUGUUCAUACUUCAACUCCUUUACGGUUCCUCUCAAGUUGGCCUUCUUGUCCUCGGAGGAUAAUACUGAUCCCAUUCAUGCCAUCUUUAAGGUGGGAGAUGAUCUUCGCCAAGACAUGUUGGUUAUUCAGAUGAUACGUCUGAUGGACAAACUGUGGCUGAAGGAAGGGCUGGACCUCAAAGUUGUCACUUUCAGUGUUGUUCCUACGGGAGACAAGAUUGGAAUCAUCGAGUUGGUGAAAGAUGCUGAGACACUCCGUAAGAUCCAAACAGAGUAUGGCGUGACCGGAUCAUUCCAGGACAGACCAAUUGCAGAAUGGCUGGCUAAGCAGAAUCCAUCACAGCUUGAGUACCAGAGAGCUGUAGAUAACUUCACUGCUUCCUGUGCUGGCUAUUGUGUUGCGACUUACAUCCUGGGGAUAUGCGACCGCCACAAUGAUAACAUCAUGCUUAAAACUUCUGGCCACUUGUUCCAUAUAGACUUUGGCAAGUUUUUAGGCGACGCGCAGAAAUUUGGGAGCUUCAAGAGGGACCGAACCCCUUUCGUGCUGACAUCAGACAUGGCCUAUGUCAUCAAUGGAGGAGAGAAGCCUUCGGACAAGUUCCAAGGCUUUGUUGACCUCUGCUGCCGGGCCUUUAAUAUUAUCAGGCACAAUGGCCACCUCUUGCUGUAUCUUUUUGCUCUUAUGGCCUCUUCUGGUAUUCCGGGAGUAACAUGGGAUGCAGUGACAUACGUUCAACGUGCACUCCUGCAAGACAAGACCAAUGCUGAGGCUGGAGCAAUGUUCUCACGCAUGAUCCAGGAAUCUCUGAAGUCAUGGUUCACACAGGUGAACUUCUUCAUUCACAAUCUGGCACAGCUGAGGUUUACAGGAGACCACUCAGAUGAUCUUCUCCUCUCCUUCAUUCCUCGGACUUAUACGGCAGCACAAGAUGGCAAGAUCCGCAUGGUACGACUCUACAGUUACCAAAAGCGCUACAACCCCAACAAGUACUAUGUGUACAUCUUGCAAGUUGACCGAGAAAACCAGAGAGAGCCAACGUAUCUGUUCCGUUCUUACAGAGAAUUUUCAGAGUUCCAUCAGAAGCUGUGCCUUGUCUUCCCUCUGGCUAGAAUACACAGCAUACCGAAGGGCGUGCAGAUUGGAAGGUCGGAGGUGAAGGCGGUAGCUGAGAAGAGGAAGCUGGAGAUUGAGCUUUUCCUGGCAACCUUGUUUGACCUUGCGCCGGAGAUUUCCCACUCGGACCUCGUCUACACCUUCUUCCACCCACUCCUCAGGGACCAAGAGGAUACAGAUAUCCAUUUGAAGAAGCUGAAGGGUAAAGAUACAAGGUCAAGCAUCUCAUCUGGGGCACCAAACAGUGCUGGGCAAGUGCAAGGUCAGGUUAAAGUCAGUGUGCAGUACCUCAGAGGUCAGCUGCAGAUCAUGGUGCACCACGCCCGCAACCUGUCCCUGACAAGCCCUGGGCAGGAGCCGUCCCCAUAUGUCAAACUUUAUCUCCUGCCAGACCCCCACAAGAAGACCAAAAGGAAGACGAAGGUUGUGAAGAAAACAUGUCACCCGACCUUCAUGGAACCAAUCACUUACCGCAUGUCCCAAGACAUCAUAAAACAGAGGGUGCUAGAAAUUAGUGUAUGGAGUGAGGACAAGUUCAGCGAGAAUGUCUACCUCGGGAGUUGCUACCUCCGUCUUGCUGCCCUUGACCUAAAGGAGGAGCAGUGUGAGUGGCUUAGCCUGGAGCAUCAACGCAACACAGCACUUGGACAUACUAUCCAGCACAGAGCUUAGUCUUCGAAUAAUUAUGGCGAAUGGGCCCCCAAAUGCUGAGCAUUAUAUUGACAGACUUAGAUGAAAAGAAGCUUUACAGCCCGGUGUGGUAUACAUUUAUUGUGGUGUGUGAUGAUGUAACAGAAGGCAUUUAUUAGAUUGCUCGAAUUCCCACCCCCCCCUUUUUUGUGUGGCUGAAAGGAACUUUGAAGCAAUUUGAAAACACAUCACAAAUGCAUGAAUUUAUUGUGAGACUUCCAGGUAUGGGAAGGUCAGUGCUUUGAUCAUUUGAUAUUGAUUAUAAUAAUGUAAGUAUUAUCUUUCUUCUUCAUACUGUUUGUUAGCAAGUGUGCAUUACAUCUCGGAAACAACCUUUAAAGGUAAACACAUGAUGAAUGAAUAUGAUUAGGUUUCAUGAUAAUGGGAAUUAAUCGGCUAGUGAUUUUAUAUUGUAAUAUAUACACAAUGAUUAUCCGAAAGAGAGAGGUACCAAGCGGUGUCUAAUAUUGGUGUUUGUCUUUGAAUACUUUGUAAUAUAACAACUUUACUACAUGCAUAACCAUGUUCAUAUUCACAAUGAAUUCACAAUAUUUAAACUUUUCUUGCAAUUCCACAUCAGGCAAAGAUAAAGGAAUGACAAAGUUUUUAGACCUAGUAAUUUAUAGUGUAUAAAAUAAUAAAUAUAUAUUUUUUCUGUAAAAAAAAAAAAAAAAUUAACCUCAUUUUGUAGAUUCAUUCUGUUAAAGUAGAUUUUUAUAUAUGUCCAAUAAAUUCAGACGUUCUGGAGCACCUCAGGGGUCCAUGACUUUGUGUAUACAGUGUAAAAGGCUCCUAUGUCAAUAUUAAUUUAUCAUGAACUAAUAUUAUUAUUUGUCUGACACUGUAUAUUUUUUUAGGACACUUCAUUUGACAUUGUACAUUUUUAGGGAACUUCAUUGCAAGAUCGGUCUGAGUAAUCAGUGUAAAAUUUUUUAAGCAUACUCUUUUUAUUCAAGGAUUCAGUACCACAUGUGAAAGAUUAUAGUAUUAGGUGAAUGUGCAUCAGUUUUUAAAGGCAAAAAUAUUGCUAGUCCCUCAGUUUAGUGAUGUGAAAGGGUCCCUUGCACAAGGUUAGGUAACAAUCCCUCUACAUGAUAAAUAGAAACUGAGGAUAGAGUGCUUACGCCUUCACAUUCAGGUACUAGAUAAAACAGGGUAGUUAGAGCUUAUGAAACUUUAGGAUUGUAGGGAAUUCUCACACACACACUCACUCACACUCACUCACUCACUCACUCACUCACUCACUCACUCACUCACUCACUCACUCACUCACUCACUCACUCACUCACUCACUCACACACACACACACACACACACACACACACACACACACACACACACACACACACACACACACACACACACACACACACACACACAUAUAUUAUGAAGUUAUAUGAAGUUACACUUAGCUUGAUUUAUCAGUCAGCAUACAUGAACUUUCAGCACAGUAGGGCAGAUUUUUUGCAAGUGUAAUGUGAGAACAUGAGUGUUAGAGUUGGAAAGAAGGGAUAAAUGAAUGAAUGAGUGUGAUGGAAUAGGAGUAAAAGAGAGUAAGGAGGAGUAAGAAAGAAAAGGGAAAACUUGAGUGACAGAAAAUUGGCAUGGGAUGUAAUUUCCUAGUGAGAGUAAUUUUCCUGGGAUUAAAUGUUUCAUCUACACAGAAAUACUGAUUAAAAAUAUUUUAGCUGUAAUUGCUCACUAUGAUACUUGCACGACAGAUAUUGUAUAGAUAGAAUCACAUGUAUUUUUUGUAAGAGAUGAAAAAAAUAGGCUACCACAGUGUUAGUAGCUAUAGAGAUACUUUAGGGAAACAAAUUACAAAUUCCUUUUAAAUUGAUUUCAUUCUACUCACUGCUUUAUAUUCUAUUUUUUGCAAUACACUGUUAGCACAUGUUAGUACACUGCACUCUGUGAAAUGUGUAUAAUCCAAAUGAAAAAAAGGAGAAAAGAAAUGAAAAAAGUAUAUAUAUUUUAAUUAGUGCCCUGUUUAUUUUACCCAGAAUGAACAGUUGCACUUUAAAGGACCUGUUUCAUUUUAGCCUUGAGAAAAGGAAGUACUGCAUUACUUGUGAUAUCAAGUGCUUUUCUCAUGUCUGUAAAAUCUGUUUGAAACUGACUGCUUGCUCGGAGAGUGUAGCACACAUGCACACAUGUAUAAAAUAUAUAUAACUUUUGAUUGUUGAAACAAAUAAUCAUUGAUAUAUAGUAUAUCUGAAGUCUGCUUAUGGUAUCUGAUAAAAGUAAUGUAGGAGGUUAUAUUAUAAGAGGAGGUAUUAUUGUUUAUUUUAUAUCCAUUUGCAUCAUCUUGAUGAAACGAAGUGCAACUGUAAAGUCUUGUCUUUCUACUUUCGUGACAUGUCACAGAGGAGACUCAGCUACUGACAGUGCAUGCCAGAGACAGUGCAAACUAGGUGUCCUUAGCAUGGUUUGUAAUGAUAGGUUUAGCCAGGAGACAUGAGGGUUGUUUUGCAUGUAGCUGAAAUAUAAUUGUGAAUUAUUUUAUUCUUUCUUUCUUGGUUGUUCAUUGUGUGCUAAGGGAGUUCAGAUUAUGGCUAGUGAUAGGAAUGGUGAUGAAAUAAACUGGAUGCUUAAUCCAGAAUGCAGUUUUUCUACAUAUGAUGAUUGUCAUGGUCUUGAAGUAGGAUUUUGAGGAUGUCAUCAACCUGUGAAGGAUUUAGAAGUAGAUAAUUCUUAUUGUACUUGUGUGCUUUUAGAAUAACCUUUUAUAAAAAACAAUGAUAAAAUGUUUUGUUAAGUUAUCUUUUUAAUCUGUUUGUCCCAAGGUGUGUGUGUGUUCCUCUUAUUGAAACCCCUUUUUGUAAAGACAGAUGUAGCUAGGAUUUCCUUGCACAUUCCUCUUUUGUUAUGGAACCAUAUCCUUACAGGCUUCCAGCUGUCAUAAAUGUUAAGCUUGCUUUUUUUCAGCAUGAUGAUUUUAAACUUUAAAUGCAUGACACAUUAUUGUGUAUAUAGAAUGAGACAUUAGAGAUAACCUGUGGCUUCACAAGCAGGGUUUUUUUCCCCAGUGAAGACAUUUUUUAAGAAGAAAAUAAUAAUGGUAAAUGUUAUCUUUGAUUUUUUUCUAAAUUUUUGUAAAUAUUUGUUGUAUCUAAAUGUUUAAAUAUGAUUUGAUAAAUAUUCCACCAGUUGCCUUUGUUGUGUAAGAAUCCUGUAAUGUGCUUCAUGAAUCGGUGUAAUUUUACAUCUGUUUGGUUGUUCACAUUAAUAUCCUCUUCAUCUAUUUCCACAAAUGUCUUUUAUUCUUUUGGUUUCUUUGUGUGCAAUUCAUAUCUGUUUUGUCUAUAUGUGAUGCAUACAUAUAAUGCAAGUCUGUUCAUCUCUUUUUCCUUCUCAUUUCUGUACUUCUUCAUGUUCCUCUAUGCUUCCCUCUUCUCUUUCCUGUCUUUGACCAAAUGUGUGGUAUAUCUUGAAGAAGCAUGUUCAUAUUUCGGUUAGUUUUUGUAUUGUUAAAAUAUUUCUGUUGACAAAAGCAGGUUUUAUCAGUGCUCCCAUUCUAUUUAUCUGUUUUAUCAGCAUUAUCAUUAUUAUUAUUACAUUUUAAUAAUUGAUGACAAUAUUAUGGAUGUAGAGCAUUGCCUAUAAAUGCAUUGUAUCUUGGCCACAGUCAUUUGAGCUAGAUGUGAACAAUGUAAGUUCUGCAUUAAUCUUUUGUAGCAUAUUUUGGAUGCAACAUUUUUUGUACCCUAUGUAGAGACUCGGUAACACUAGACAUUGCAAAUUCAUCCCUAUUUUUUCACAGUACUUUAUUAGGACUAUUCACUUUCCAUUGUAAUAAUAUUUUUGGACAAACUCCAUUCACGUAAGCUCAAUUCAGGCAGCUAUCCCUGCCACCAGCACUGUAAUGUUUUGAUUAUUAUAAACCUAUCCAGACCAAAUAUUUAUCAGUUUUGGUCAAAUUUAUUUUGUCAUGUAGUGCAUUGAGUGUCAAGAGCCCCUUUGAAAGUAUAAUAAUAUUCAUACUUAAAGAUACACUAUAUCCUUUUUUUUUCUUUUUUUUUUAUUAAUUAGUGAAAGCUUGGAUGAUAUUAUGUCCUUUAGGUUUCAUCUACUCAGACUCAAUAAUGAUACUAAUCUCAGCAGACUAGUCACUGAAAAAAUCCUUAGACAAGAGAUGUAGGCUUAAAUUCUAGGUUAAUGCACCCUUUGCACUGAAUUUAGCUUUUCCUAGUGGUCUUGUGGUAUGUCAUGUCUAUCUUUUGUCUAUUUUUGUCUUUUUUUUAUUUAUUUAUUAUGUAAUUAGACAUGGUAUAAGAUAACCUAUUAAAGGCACUCCCAAAUAACCUAAUUAAGUAUUGCUGCAACCAAAGGUGUUGUUUUUUGUUAAUGUUGUAAGGUAUCAGCUAGCAUGAAAUGGUACAAACAUUUUUUUUUCUUUUAUUAUUGUUAUCUUUUUUCAUUACCUUUUUAUUUUUUGUCUUCGUUCCUUUUUUUGUAUAGGCAUUCCGCAGGUUAUGUAAUAUUCACUCCUGCAUUCCCCAAUGUUCCUUGGCUUGGUUAGUUGCAUGCAUUAUCAUGAUCUUUGACAUUCAAUGAUAAGCCUCUUAUGCUUUCACAUACAAGUUUUACACUUUUUAUGUUGGCUGCAUGAGUAAAAUAUUGAGCAAUUUUGUUUAUAUAUGUUUUUUAUUAUUUUUUUUUCUUUUGUGAUGUAACACCUGUUAUACAGUUUACUUUGAACUGGAGGACCUAUGAAAGGAAGACCAUAGUCACCCUUUUUGUUAAGAGAAGGACCAAGUCUGGCUGGUCAGUAUAUUGUCCCAAGCAUGCAAAAGAUAAAUGCUUGUUCAUAAGAAAGAUAUAUAUUUCAAGAUUUUAUAUAAUAUGCUUAUGUAAAUAAAGUUUGUAUUUACAA
Messenger RNA from Penaeus indicus, 10400 nucleotides. RefSeq names its product phosphatidylinositol 4-phosphate 3-kinase C2 domain-containing subunit alpha-like (gene Pi3K68D). Gene Ontology annotation, cellular component: cytoplasm; plasma membrane; phosphatidylinositol 3-kinase complex. Bases 164 to 5506 code for a protein of 1780 amino acids. The transcript is spliced from 28 exons. Lineage: Eukaryota; Metazoa; Arthropoda; Malacostraca; Decapoda; Penaeidae. The record is from RefSeq and is a predicted model, not a curated record. Gene Ontology annotation, molecular function: 1-phosphatidylinositol-3-kinase activity; phosphatidylinositol binding; 1-phosphatidylinositol-4-phosphate 3-kinase activity. Gene Ontology annotation, biological process: phosphatidylinositol-3-phosphate biosynthetic process; phosphatidylinositol-mediated signaling; phosphatidylinositol 3-kinase/protein kinase B signal transduction.